This is a messenger RNA of Colletotrichum lupini, 3237 nucleotides long. Its product is annotated as FAD binding domain-containing protein. The record is from RefSeq and is a predicted model, not a curated record. NCBI's taxonomy places the organism in Eukaryota, Fungi, Ascomycota, Sordariomycetes, Glomerellales, Glomerellaceae. Gene Ontology annotation, molecular function: FAD binding; monooxygenase activity. Gene Ontology annotation, biological process: secondary metabolite biosynthetic process. The coding region runs from base 1 to 3237 and encodes 1078 amino acids. The transcript has 12 exons.
AUGGCGAUCACGUUGAGUGCACCGAGUAAAGCCGGCAGUGGCCAGAACGCUGUAGCAUGCAUUUUGUACCGACAACAUCAUCACAUAACACAGUCAACAUCAGAUGACAGGAAGUUGCAUAAGGCCUACACCAGCAUCAUGUCGCCGUCGACUUCGAGGAGUUAUUUGAUUCAAGAAAAGCAACAGCGCGAUGCGAGUACUAAGCUUCACGUGAUAAUUGUGGGAGCGGGUCUAGGUGGCCUAGGCGCCGCCAUCUCGACGCUGCUGGCUGGACACGAUGUCACGGUUCUAGAGGCCGCCUCAAAUAUCGGCGAGGUCGGUGCGGGCAUCCAAGUCCUCCCGAACGCCGCCCGCGUCCUAUUCUCCUGGGGCUUGGAGGAGAAGCUGGAAAAGUACGCCACAAAGCCCCAGAAAUGCAACUUCAUCGGCUGGAAAGGCAACUUCCUGUCCGAAAUGGAUUAUCACCAGUACGCCGCGGCGGCGGGAGAUUUCCCCUUCUGGGAUUUUCAUCGCUCCGACCUGCAUCGGUGUCUCCUCGAGCGCGCAGUAGAGCUUGGCGCGAAGCUCGAGACGAAUGCAAAGGUCGAUACUUUUACAAUCUCACCGGAUGACACGACGGCUACGGUGUACCUCGUUGGCGGACGCAGCCUGACGUGCGACCUUCUCGUUGGCGCGGACGGCAUCAACUCCAAGCUGAGGGAGGAGUUCCUAUGCAAGCCUGAUCCACCUCAGCUGACAGGGGACCUGGCAUAUCGACUGCUUUUGAACACGGCCGACAUGCUCAAGGACCCCGAAUUGAGGCACUUUGUGGAGAACCCCCAAGUCAACUACUGGGUUGGACCGGACAAGCACGCGGUGAACUAUGUUCUCAAGGGCGGUCAGCUCUUCAACAUGGUGUUGCUGGUGCCGGACGACAUGCCCGUCGACGGCGGCAACACCCUGCAGGGAAACAUUGAGGAGAUGCGGGGCCAUUUUGCAGGCUGGGAUCCCCGCAUCGGCAAGAUGCUCCAGAUGUGCGAUGAGGUUCUCAAAUGGAGACUGUGCAUCCGGCCAGGCCUGGAACCAACGUGGUCCCAUCCGUCUGGCGCCUUCACGAUGCUCGGAGACGCCGUGCACGCGACGCUGCCUUACCUGGCCAGCGGGGCGGGUAUGGCGCUCGAGGACGGAGGGGUUCUGGGUCUCUGCCUCGCUCGACUGACCGACACUUCAGCCGCAUCAAAGCGACAGGCCCUAAAGGUCUACGAGGACUGCCGACGGGAGCGGACGGAGAGGGUCGUCCGCCGCGGAACAUACAACCAGUGGAUCUAUCACCUCCACGACGGGCCAGAGCAGGUUGAGCGAGAUGCGAAGUUCAAGGAGUUUGAGGAGAUGGACGCGAAGUGGCUGAGCGGGGAUUCAGCCGUGUUACCCGCAUCUCAGGAGACAGGAGAUGACCCCUUUCCGUGGAGGUAUCAUGGCGUAGGGAGGUGGUUAUUGACAUACGACAUGUGGAAGGAUAUCGAAUCGAAAUGGCCCUCCGACUCGGCCGGCACAUCGGCAAAAGGAGGAAACCCAACCCCUCGGGCAACACACUCGCGAGAACGUCAAAACGGUAUCGCCCUGCGUGAGGGCGUGCAGGUAUUGGCAGUCCCGAGGAUUUGGUUCGUUACCAAGGAUACAAACAACUCAAUCCAGCCAGCUGGGCCAGCUGAAGCAGCUGAGCAUUAUAUUGACUCUAGCACAGUGGAGAAGGAUGCCGCCGCGUUUCCCAUCCCAUGUCCAUGUCUGAGGGCUAAUAUCCUCGGAGCCCUCGAGGACUUCAACACCACCAGAAUGGAAGAGCCGCUUCUGUCCAGAGGAAAACUUGGGAACAUCAACAUGCGCGUGGCACUCACGAUAGGUGACGAGGAGUCCAGAACCAUGGGCUCGCCCACGUGGAGGCUUGCCCACGAGGCAGAUUCACGGCGGCCGCUUGUUGUCAUUUUGCUGAAUCGUGAGCUGAAGCAUCCUGAAUACAUAAGUCUGCGAUCUUCCUCCCCAUCUCCCGAUUCAGAUCUUCUUAUCCAUCCUCAUCAUCUCAGAAGCUCCCGAACAUCCUCAGCUUCCUCAACCGGGUCAUCAAUACUUCCUUCAGUCUCGCCACGUGCUCUAGACACCUGCCAAUACUUCAAGAUGCGUUCCGCUAUCCUCGUCGCCGCCAUCUCUGGCCUUGCUGCCGCCGGCCCUGUCGCUCCCCGUGACACUACUGCCCAGAACGGUAUUGAUCUGAGUGCUUUCGAUGCUGAGCCUGUUCCUACCAAGGUUGGCCCCGCUGUCGGUGCCACCGUCGAGACUCCCACCUACGACCCGGCGGUCGCCAAGGCUGAGGCCUCAAAGGAUGCCGCGGCCAACCCCAUUGCCGUCUCCAACUCCACCCUGGCCGCCCGUACGGUUACUCCCGCCGGCUGCGGAGCCAAGCAGCCCGACGGCUACGGACCCGUGUCCAGCCCGGAUGACUAUGCCACCUUCAUGAACGACCCUCAGUUCACUACCAUUGCCACCAAUGCUCAGGUGCCUGCCGGCUACAGCCUGUCGUUCUCCAACAAGCAGGGCGCCACCGAGUGCAAUACCUACUUGGGUCUCUACACCAUGAAGACCUUUGACACUAUCAAGUGCCAGCAGUACUGCGAUGCCGCUCCUGCAUGCUACGGUAUCAACGUCUACAUGGAGAGAGACCCCAAGUGGGACCCUACCGAUGCGUGCCCCAACCCUGCCAGCAUCACCAACUACAAGUGCACCCUCUGGGGUUCCGCCGUCACCGCGGAGACCGCCACCAAUGUUGGACAGUGGAGAAACCAGUUCCACGUCGGUGUGACUGGAUCGAACGGAUACUCCAAGCUUGCGCCUCCCCCUUCUUACGCCGACUUCACCGGCCCUGUUGCCUUCGGCGGCGCCACCCAGGCCCCCAAGUCAUACAUGGGAUCCAAGUACUACCCCGGUGUCUACAACCCUGAGCAGUGCGCCGUCGCCUGCAAGGCCAACACCAAGUACGACCACGACCACCCCAGAGCUGACGGCACCUACGAUGCCUGCAACUUCUUCAACGCCUACGUCCUCAGUAAGAACAACGUUCCCCAGGGAACUUACUGCUCCCUGUACACCCAGUCCUGGGACAAGUCCUACAGCACCAACGUCGGACAGUGGAGAGGCAGCGACUACUACUCCGUCUCCUCCAGCUACGGAUAUACUCUUACUGUCCAGGACGCUGGAAAGAUCUAA